UACCUCUAUCUAUAUCCAGCGUUCCAUCUCUGCCACUUCCCCGAAUCGAAACAACCAAGACACUGCACAACAUCCCCCACGGCUCCUUUCCGACUGUUAAUCUUCGCUGAUCCACAGCUAGAAGGUGACAGCUCCCUUCCAGAUCCAAACGAAUUCCGAUUCCCUCACCUGAGGACGGCCAAAUCAGAGUUGGGCAACAUUUUAUACGGCCUCGAUGUGGAUUACAAUGUAGUCUGGUCAGAGUCCCAGGCUUUCAUUCGUGACGACGUUCCAAAGACGAUUCAUGGAUAUCGGAAACAUAUUGACCUCUUUGGCAAUGACUAUUACCUAGCUCAUAUAUAUCGCACACUACAUUGGUGGACUGAACCGACUCAUACCACCGUGCUAGGGGAUCUAGUCGGAAGUCAAUGGGUUGGCGAUGAGGAAUUUCAGAAACGAAGCGAUCGAUACUGGAAUCGUGUCUUCCGUGGAGCGAAUCAAAUCAACAAAUCUUUGAUGCAAUCUUUCCACACGAUCUUCGACUUGAACAAUUCCAAUGGGGAGUUUGGAUCAUGGAACUGGAAUCGGCAACUCAUCAACAUUGUUGGUAACCACGAUGUGGGAUACUCGGGUGAUAUGGACAGUGAUCGCGUAACGAGGUACGAGGAACGAUUUGGACCGGUUAAUGGCAUGUUAUCGUUUGCCAUGCCAUGUCUCGACCCACAAUGCAAGUCAGAGCCAUAUGUCUUACGGCUUGUCGUGCUGAACUCAAUGAAUCUGGAUGGUCCUACACUCGACAACGACUUAGCAUCGGACACGCAAUCCUUCAUUGGUCAAGUGGAAACCGAACUGGGGAAACACAACGAUACCCGACAGGCGGUUGUUCUUUUGACACAUAUUCCACUCUACAAGCCGGAAGGGAUUUGUACAGACGGUCCUUUCUUCGACUAUUUCCCAUCCGACCAAGGUGGUGGCGUGAUGGAGCAGAAUCACUUGAGCAAAGAGCGCAGCCUUGACGUGUUGAAUCAAAUCUUCGAAUUUCACCAGGGUCACAAACGGGAUGGCAUUAUCCUGACCGGACACGAUCACACAGGAUGUGACACUUUCCACUCAUCGAAUGGAUCGGAUGACGACUUGUGGGAUGUCACUAUCCACGAGAAGGUCCACAACCCGCAGAAUAGCAUUCGGGAGAUCACUGUCCGUAGCAUGAUGGGGGAAUAUGGUGGCAAUGCAGGCCUACUCAGCGUUUGGACGGACUGUGAAGGCGUCUGGAAUUUUGGAUACAGUUCAUGCCCUCUUGGAGUACAACAUAUAUGGUGGGCUAUCCAUGGGUUCGUUUUGGUAUCGGUUUUGGCAUGCUUGAUC
Molecule: messenger RNA, 1344 nt
Organism: Eremomyces bilateralis CBS 781.70
Lineage: Eukaryota; Fungi; Ascomycota; Dothideomycetes; Eremomycetales; Eremomycetaceae
Exons: 1
Biological process (GO): GPI anchor biosynthetic process
Cellular component (GO): endoplasmic reticulum
Source: RefSeq, a predicted model, not a curated record